AUGGAUAAGAGCAAGCACGCGGCCCUCGAACGCAACCUGAGACGAAGAUCGUUGUCCAUACACCUUGAUCUUCAAGCACCAGAAGUUGCGGACAUUGGUCGAGUCACUGACGUGUUGGUCAUGGGUUCGUUGCAGAUAGAAGCUGACCCAAGACAGUCGUUGGAGAAGUGGAGUCAUGAGGUUUCCUCGUUGGUCUUCACCGUGCCUUCCGUCGUUGCUGAAAUAGCCGUGGGGCUGUGGAAUAUUCACUCUCCAAAAUGGACAGUCCAGUGCCCAAACCUGGUCAUCAUUCACACUAUCUUGCAGGGCUCUCAUUUGAGUUAUGAAGACCCAAGUGUGCACAGUCAAGUGGUUGUGUGUCAGAACCAAGUCUCCUAUCAAACCUUGUGGCUACAUGCGUUUCCUCUGAGACUAAUCUCGAGCUUAUUGAUUCGUGCCUACAUAAGGAAGGAAACCUCGCACCUUGAGGGCCGUAUCCUUGGUGUGAGUCAAAACAGGCCUUACGUACCGAAUACUGUAGGCUAG
This is a messenger RNA of Aspergillus niger, 525 nucleotides long. RefSeq lists its product as hypothetical. The record is from RefSeq and is a predicted model, not a curated record. NCBI's taxonomy places the organism in Eukaryota, Fungi, Ascomycota, Eurotiomycetes, Eurotiales, Aspergillaceae. The transcript has 3 exons. Bases 1 to 525 code for a protein of 174 amino acids.